ACCUCUUAAAAUUUAAGAAACUAAUUACUUUAAAAUUAACUUAUUUUAAUAAAACACAACUAAAAAUAACAAAAAAUACUAAUUCAUGCUUUAAAAAAAUAUAGUAUUUUAAGAGAGGGCGAGAGGAUGAGAGGACGGGAGAGGCAGAGGCAGCAGGACAGUCAGAGAGGCAGGAUUCGACGGAUGGCACAAAGUCGCGAGUUUGUUGGCUACCGAGGGACUGGAAUUCAACACAAAGAAGGAGGAUCAGGCUUGGCUCGAAGGAUGCUAUGUAGGGAAGACAUUCUCGGUAGAAGCAGUUCCAAACCUGUAGGAGAAAUUUUAUAUGGAAGGAUACUUUCAUGUUCAGUUAGGCCAAUGGGGGGUAAGCUAGUGUUGCUUGAUUGCAAAGAUAAAAAUGAAUUAAGAGACCUUGUGAAGCUGGGAAAGGACUGGUUAAGUCAAUGGUUUGAAGACGUCAGACCCUGGACACCAAACAUGAUUGCUUGCGAACGGUUUGUGUGGUUGAGGUGUCAAGGGGUUCCCCUUCAAGCAUGGGGAGAGGAAUUUUUCACUACCUUAGCGUGCAUUUGGGGAAAGUUUAUAUGCCUUGAUGAUAGCACAAGUGCAAGAAAAAGAUUCAAUAUUGGAAGGUUCCUCAUUUCGACAUCAACAAUGGAUUUUAUCUCAAAGAGUCUGAGUAUAAAGGUCAAUGGCAGACCGGUGAAUGUGAAGAUCACAGAAGAAGAAUCAACAAAUGGCAUAUUUAGAAUGAAAUCUGACUUUAAUCCGUGCUUUGCAUCGGACUUUGAUGGUGGGGAUGAUGAAUCAUGGUCUUUGGAAAGUUCAAAAGGAGAAUACAUGGAAGAUGAACAGUUUGAGCCCAUGCAAUCUAACGAGAUCCCAAGUUCAGGUGUUGAUAAGAAAGAUGAUGAGGUGGCAAAGGCAGAUAGGGUAAAAGAUGAAAUGACGGUGAACCUGGUGCCAGUGGAGGACAUUAGGUGCCAGGACAUCAACGGAAGCCUAGAUAGCAUUAAAGACGGUGUCGAUAUGAGUGCUAGGAACACAAGAACACAGUCUGAAGCAUGGAAGAUUGCGAAGGACAGUGUGGUAGGGGCGCCAAAUUCAAAUUUGAUAUGUUCAAAUGGUGAAAUGGAAUUAAAUAAUGCUGUCAUCGUAGAAAAGGCCCGUGAACCUUUUGGUGAGGUACUUGGGUUGGAUGAAAAUGGGCUUGGUGAAAGAGACAUGGAUUUAGUGGGUAAGGAAAAUGGGCUGGAUGGGAUAGACCUUCAGAGACCCAUUGAAAACCAGCUUAAGGUACCAUCGGAAACCCAAGAUGUGGUUGGAAGGAAUCCUGGUAUUGAGAAAAAGAAAAGAAGGUCAAAAUUAGAGACAGCAAUUCCAGUUUUCAAUGCAAGCAAAGACAAUAGGGUGGCAAGUGAAUCAGUUGGGGAUAAUGGGAUCGCAAACUAUAAUAGAGAUAGAAUGAAGCAGGAGUCAAAUUCAACAUUAGAAAUUUGGAAUUUUGCUAAGAAAAUUAGGGUGGUGGCAAAAGGAAACGAGGAAGAAGUAGUUCAGCAGAUUGAAAGAAUGGAAAGAAGGGACAAAACAGGAAAGGAAACAGCGACAACAAAGGAUACAGCUAAUGGGAAUGCAGGGGAUGGGCUCUUUGGCGUCUUUGGUUUUUGGGGACCAGAAAAUAUCCCAGUGUAUCUUGUCAAUGUAUAUGCACCAUUUAGAAAUUCCCAAGAAUUUACGGGAAGUAAGAGGCAACAAGGCUUGAUAGAUUCCUUGUCUCAGAGGAAUGGCUACUUAAUUUGGGAGACUGUGUUUGAUGCUUGGUUUGAAUCCCCUAAUUUCAAGGAAUGUGUAACUGAAGAAUGGAGGGCAGCAAAGAUUCACAAGAGGAAAGGCUUUAUUUUAAAGGAAAAGCUUAAAAAGCUAAAGGCUUCUUUAAAGGUGAAGAGCAAGAACUUAGUGACAGAAACUGAAAACAAAAUAAAAGUAGCGAAGGAGAAUAUUGAAAAGUUGGACUUAGUAAGGGAGUUUAGACAGUUGACAGAAAGUGAGAAGGACCAGAGGAAGAGUAGCACACUGGAGCUAUGGAACAAUCUCAAGGCAAAAGAGAGUAUUUGGAGACAAAAAGUAAGAAGGCAGUGGAUCAGAGAUGGGGAUGCCAACACUUGUUUUUUUCAUAGAUGUGCCAAAGGAAGGUGGAGAAGAAAUGAGAUUAACAACCUAAUGGUGGAUCGGAGACAGCUUGUGGAAGUUAAUAAGAUCAAGGAAGGAGUUGCUACAUACUUUGAGAAGAUGUUUAUGGAGGAGGAAUGGGUAAGACCCACAUUGGAAGGCCUGAGAUUUAGUCGAUUAUCAACAGCACAAAAUGAGUUUUUGAUAUCAGAAUUUGAGGAAAAGGAAGUUCAAAAGGCAAUUUGGGAGUGUGAUGGUACUAAGGCACCAAGUCCAGAUGGCUUCAACUUUAACUUUAUAAAGAGCAUGUGGGAGGUACUAAAGGAAGACAUCAUGGCAUUUGUCCAAGAAUUUCAUAACUCUGGUAGGAUGAAUAGAGGACUCAAUAGUUCUUUUAUGGUGCUUAUUCCAAAGUUGGAGAACCCCCAGAGAAUUGAGGAAUUCAGACCAAUUUCAUUAAUUCAUUCAAUGUACAAGAUUAUUGCCAAGCUAUUGGCAAAUAGAUUAAGGCAAGUCAUGGAUCAUCUAAUUAGAGAACAACAAAUGGCCUUUUUAAGUGAUAGACAGCUAUGUGAAGUAGUGGUGAUCGCCAAUGAGGUGUUGGAUGAGGCAAAGAGAAAAAAGACAAGGUCUUUUGCAUUUAAAGUAGACUUUGAAAAGGCAUAUGACAAGGGCCUUGAACCAUUAUGCAAUAUCGCAGGAAGUGGAGGAGGAGGUGCUGGCUGGAGGAUAGUAUGCAUUCCGUGCAUUUGGUGCAUUUGGCUGGCUAGGAAUGAAAGAAUAUUUAAAGGCAGCCUUGUUGAAACAAAUAGAUUAUUUGAAUUGGUGCAAAUGAGAUCUUACCAUUGGCUCAAAGGGAAAUUGGAGGGUAGCUAUUUCAAUUAUAACGAAUGGUCUGCUGAUCCGUUGCUAUGCAUGAAAUCAAUGAAGAAGAAAAAGAUUAUGAUGCGGAAACAAUGAUGUGGGACGGUGGGUGGCCAUAGCGUCUAGUUCUUUGAGACUUAUUGUUGGUUGUCUAUUUUCCUUAUAAUGGCCAAUUUCAGUUGACUAUAAAUCCCAUUGUUAGUUGUAUGGGUUGAGUACCCCUUGUACUCAUUAUCAAUAAUAUUGCUGUUCAAAA
Molecule: messenger RNA, 3289 nt
Organism: Rubroshorea leprosula
Lineage: Eukaryota; Viridiplantae; Streptophyta; Magnoliopsida; Malvales; Dipterocarpaceae
Source: the annotation of a GenBank genome assembly